AUGAGUGCUUCGAAGUUCAUUAAAUGUGUUACAGUUGGAGAUGGAGCUGUUGGCAAAACCUGCAUGCUCAUUUGUUAUACCAGCAACAAGUUCCCUACUGAUUACAUACCCACUGUGUUUGAUAAUUUUAGUGCUAAUGUGGCUGUGGAUGGGAGCAUCGUCAAUUUGGGACUGUGGGAUACUGCAGGUCAGGAGGAUUACAGCAGGCUGAGGCCCCUCAGUUACAGAGGCGCAGAUAUAUUUGUGUUGGCUUUCUCAUUAAUUAGCAGGGCAAGUUAUGAAAAUGUUCUAAAGAAGUGGAUGCCUGAACUGCGUCGAUUUGCACCAAAUGUUCCGAUUGUUCUUGUUGGAACGAAAUUAGAUCUUCGUGAAGACAGAGGAUAUCUAGCUGAUCAUAUGAAUUCUAAUGUCAUAACAUCUGCUCAGGGAGAGGAGCUGAGGAAACAGAUUGGUGCUGCAGCAUAUCUUGAGUGCAGCUCUAAGACACAGCAGAAUGUCAAAGCUGUUUUUGAUACUGCAAUCAAGGUUGUUCUUCAACCUCCAAGGAGGAAGGAGAUGGCAAGGAAGAAAAGGCGUCGAAGUUCUGGUUGCGCUAUUGUGAGCAUUGUGUGUGGAGGUUGUGUUGCUUAG
Molecule: messenger RNA, 630 nt
Organism: Dovyalis caffra
Lineage: Eukaryota; Viridiplantae; Streptophyta; Magnoliopsida; Malpighiales; Salicaceae
Source: the annotation of a GenBank genome assembly